Molecule: messenger RNA, 4452 nt
Organism: Dictyostelium discoideum AX4
Lineage: Eukaryota; Evosea; Eumycetozoa; Dictyosteliales; Dictyosteliaceae
Product: EGF-like domain-containing protein
Exons: 4
Coding region: 1-4452 (1483 amino acids)
Source: RefSeq, a predicted model, not a curated record
AUGAAACAAAUAAUAUUUUUAUUUUUUUCAUUAUUAUUAUUUAAUUGUUUUUUAAAAACAAAUGGAGACUUUCAAGUUUUAAAUCAAACAACAGUUUCCACAACAUCAAUGUAUUAUAAUAUGGGAAGUGUAAUAGGAUGUUACACAACAAUUUUAAUAGAAAUCCCAUUCAAUUCAACUUUUGGUCAAAUCAAAAAAUUUACAGUUUUUGCAAGUGAAUCAAAUACAUUUAGAAUUCAAUCAGCAAUACCAUUGAAUCAAGAUACUUAUAAAAUUGAUGGCACUAUUUUAAAUUUAGGUUCCUAUUCAAUUUCUUUAAAUGGUAGUUAUGCGAAUAAUGCCACAGAAAAAAUAACCCCAAUUGAUCUAACAUGUAGUGAUGCACCAAAUAUUACAGACUUAGGAAUUGUUUUACCAAGUGAAUCAAUUCCAAUUAGUAGAUAUGGUGAAUAUUUAUUUGAAGUACCAGUCAUUGUUCCCGCUCUUACAGAAUCAGAUUCAAUAGAAUUAUCAUUUGCUUUAAAUGAGUCUUCUCCAUUCAAAAUUUUCUACGAACAAAUAUCAACAAACUUUUUCAUUUUAAGAUUUAAACUUAAUGAUCCUUCAUUAAUAUCAUUUCAAGGUCCAUUGGAGAUUACUCCACAAAAUCUCAAUAGUGGUGUAAUUAUAAAAAGCUAUACAUCAUUCAUAGUCUAUCCAAAUGUUGGUGUUUCAAGUGAAUCUCAAUUCAGUAGUAUUUAUUUCUACCCAGAUUAUAACGGUGAAACAACAUCAGAAUACUUUGGAUAUGUAACAUUUGAUGUUUUAAAUGAUGAUAGAGCUAUAGUACCAGGUGUAACAAAUAAUUUAUUAAAUUUGGAUACUUCAGAGAAAAUGGAUUUUGGUGUUGCUUUUCCAGUUGGCUACAAUGGAACACAUUCUCAAUUUAUGGGAAUUAUUGAACCAGGUAGAAAAGCUUCAUUCUAUUGGUACCUUGCUUCAACUGAUAAUUCAGAUAUUUUACAUACUAGAUUUGUUCCAAAGAGGGAUGUUAGACCUGUACCAAUAUCCACAUCAGCUCAAGAACUUAAUUAUUGUCGUAUUGGUAUAAUUGUUGUUGGAGAUCAAUCUUUUGAUUAUACAAUGCCUACAAUCUAUAAGUUUUCAACCAAUAAUGGAGAUUUCCAUGAAUAUAUUCCAUAUUGGAGUGUAGAUAGUUUUUAUUCAAAUACCAGUAUCACAAGUAUUUCACAUGAAUUAAUUCUUCCAGCUGGUUACUACAAUCCAACAUUUAAAAUGUAUGCAUCAAUUUUAAAUUAUGAUGAUACUGUUAGUUUACAAGUUCCAGGAUCACCUGUUCCACCACUUGGUAAUAGAGCACCGCCAACUGUUUUAGAUAUAGAAUUAAUUUCACCAACUGGUAUUUUAUCAAACUUUUAUAUUUUAAGAUUUAAAGUACAAUCAGAUUAUUCAGAAUUCCAUCAUUUAGAUAUUAAUGGUAAAAAGGUAUAUGCAAUUAAUAUAGUUUCAGGAAGUUUAAGUCAAGGAUCCAUAGGUUACUAUGAAAUCAAUGUAAAUUAUACUUUUAUAAAAUCAUUAUCAAAUUCUUUCACAAUUAGCGCAUGUGGUAUUUUCCUUGAUUGUCAAACCAAUCAAUAUUUCCCACAAUUAUUAAAUCCAUUCCCAAGUUUACAAUUACCUCAUAAUAAUCUUAUCACUGUUUAUAAUAUCACAUAUAUAAAUUUUAAAUAUAAUAAUUUAAAUACAACAAAUACCUCUAGAAAUAAUAUUAUUUAUUUGAAGAUAAAUGGUUUAAGUGGAUCGGGUGAUGCUGAAACUAUUCAAUUUAAAUUAGAUAUUUAUGAUGAUUAUUUACCAUUCACAUGGAAUUCAUUGUUAUCUAUGUUCCAAUGUAAUUUUAAGAUUCCAGGAAAUUAUUAUUCAGGUAAUGUUGGUUACUCAAUAAUAUUGGGUAGUAAUAGUUUUAGUUAUUCAAGUGUUUUUAUUGCAACUGGUUCAAAUUCAACAUUGAAUGUAACUUCAUUAAAAUCUGAUAUGUUACCUCCUAUAAUUAAUUAUAUCCAAGCCUAUCCAACAACUAAUAUUUAUUUAGAUCCUUAUAAUUCAUCAUUAAAUAUUUUUGGAUGGGAUCUUGAAAUUGAAGAAGGUGUUAAUGGAUUUGAUCAUGGCGAAGUCAAUAUUACAAGUGCUUAUGAUAAAGUUGGUUUCACCUUUAAAUUUAACUCUUCAGAUUUAAUCGAUGGUUAUAUUAUUGAAAUUAGAAUUAAUCAUACUGAGAUGGUAUGUUUAGACCAAGCCUAUUCAAUUACAUCAGUUUACUUGGUUGAUAAACAAGGUUAUGAAACAUCAAGAUCAUCUCAAUAUCAAUCAGUUUCGGCAUUAUUUAAAGUGGCAGCAUCUGAUCAAUUAUUAAUUUAUGUUCAAUGUUCAAAUGAUAAUGGUAUUGGAUAUAAUAGUACACAUCCAGAUGUCAUUACUCCAUUUAUUUAUAGUUUUUUCUUAGAUUCUGGUUUAUUUGACAUCCAACUUGAUUAUGGUUCACCUUCUUCUAAUAAAACUGUUAUUGCAACACUAAGUAUAGAAGAUUCUGAGAGUGGUUUAUCAAGUAGACACCAUCCAACUAUUUACCUUCAAGAUGUUUUCGGUACUUUGAUAUCAAUAUCCAUAGGAAAUGGUAUGACAGUUGUUGAUGAUACUGUAUUUACAAGAACCUAUUCAUGUAUUUUCACUAUUCCAUUUGGCUUUGGUUACCCAGCUGGUGCAUCAAUUGCAGUCUAUGGUAUUGUUGAUAGAUUUAUGAAUACAAGAGGUUAUAAUCAUUACUCUUUAUUUUAUGAUAUCGGUAGAGGAACUGUCUCACCUUUUAUAUCCACUUCUUAUUCAUUGGCUCCUAGUAUUGUAAAUAUGGUUCCAACAUUUGAUCCAGAUUAUAAAAGUGCACAAUUUAUUAUCUAUGGUUCAUUCCUUGGUUUGGUUUCUUCCGAUGUUCAAUUAACUAUUGAAUAUAUUAGUGAAUCUUCACAAUCUUCUUCACAAGAUUCUCAAUCACAAGAAUUUACCUUAAGCCCAAGAAAUAUUUUAUCAACCACAACAACUACAGUUCCAUUCACUGUUUCUUCAAUUUUUGGUAAUUUGAUAGCAAUUUCUGUUAAUCUACAAAAUGCAAUAUCCAGACAAAUUCAAAUCCAAUUAAAUGUUGCUGGACAACCAUCAAAUGUUUAUAACUUUAUUUUACCAUCAGAGGUAAUAGAUUCAACAUCUACAUCAGGUAUUUCAACAACAACAACAGCUACUACUACUACAACAACCCAAGAUUCAACAAGUGGAUCAGCUACUUCAGGUGGUGGUUCAACUACAACCGGUGGUGGUUCUUCUACUACUUCCACAACAACUGGUACUUCUGGUCCAGAUUGUUCAAAAUUAUCAAAUUGUGGUGGCUCAAGUCAGGGUAAUUGUGUUGCAGAUAAUACAUGUAGUUGUAUUAACUCAUGGAUUGGAGUAGAUUGUAAUUCUAAACCAUUAAAAGGUGUAUCAAUAAAUGUUAAUCCAAAUGCACCAAGUGCUUCAUUAGAUCAAGAUGAUGGAUCAGGUGUUAAAUUAUCAAGUUUAAUUAAUCUUUACCAAAUUAGAGAAAUUGAUUCAGUUACAAAUAAAAUAAUUUAUCAAUAUGAUUUACAAGAUAAAUGGGUACCAGUAAAACAAGCAUCACCAAUACCAAAUACAUUUAUUUAUUCAAAUACAUUAUCAAAUGCUAAAAGUUCAGUUAUUUAUGCAAAAAUUGCAAUUUAUGAUAAACAAUCAACAUUUGAAUUUGCAGGUCAACAAUAUUCAAUUAAUCCAAAUUCAAUUAAAUUUACAAUUAAUAUUACAAAUUAUAAAGUUGAUAAUGUAUUAAAUAAUUUAGAAUUGAUUAUGCAAGCACAAUUAAAUUCAUCACAAACUGAUGAUAUUUGUUCAAAGAAAGAAGUUGUCAAAGGAAGUGGUUCAGAUCAAUUAUCAGUUCAAUUAAAUAAUAAAUCAUUAUAUUGUAGAUUUUUAAAUAGUGCAUUAUUAGAUGGAGUUACAGUUGUCAAAAAUUUAACUCAUGUAAAUUUAAAUUCAGAAUUUCAAGCAUUGGUUGAGCCAAAUUCUGGUCAAUACUUUUAUGGUAUUGUUUUACCAACCUUUAACGAUUAUAUAAUUUUGGAUCCAGAUUUUUCUUUACUUUUACAAUCAUCUACGAUCUCAAGUGACGAUGGAGGAGUUUGUUCAAGCUCAAGUAGUAAAAAAUUCCCAGUAGGUGCAAUAGUUGGUAUUGUUGUUGGUGGUGUUGCUUUCAUUGUUGUUAUAGCGAUAGUUAUUUCAACAAUACUAUUUAGAAGACAUCGUUUCAGUUCUGUUACAAUGAAACUUAGAACUUGGAACUCUAAAAGACGUUCAAAAUCAAAAUCAUAUAAUUUAAAGAAUUUUUAG